Molecule: messenger RNA, 834 nt
Organism: Lipotes vexillifer (Yangtze River dolphin)
Lineage: Eukaryota; Metazoa; Chordata; Mammalia; Artiodactyla; Lipotidae
Gene: CD320
Product: CD320 molecule
Exons: 6
Coding region: 40-834 (264 amino acids)
Cellular component (GO): plasma membrane
Molecular function (GO): protein binding
Source: RefSeq, a predicted model, not a curated record
UGGUCUUGGUCAGAGCCGGCGCCUGGCAGGGGUGGCGCGAUGAGCGGUUGGAUGGCGGGGAGCCGAGCGCAGCGGGCUGCGGCCCUCGGCCUAGCGCUGCGGGUACUGCUCAGCUUCGGGCUGGGCCUGGAGGCCGCCCCAACCUCGAUCCCGACCUGGUCCUUGACCCAGGCCCCAGGCCCCAGCACAGCCUCGUGCCCGCCCACCAACUUCCAGUGCAGGAGUGAUGGCCGCUGCGUGCCCCUCACCUGGCGCUGCGACGUUGACCAGGACUGCCUUGAUGGCAGUGACGAGGAGGAGUGCAGUACUGAACCGUGUGCCCAGGACGGGCAGUGCAAGCCACCCACUGGCAGCCCCUGCUCUUGUGACAGCAUCGAUGACUGCCCUGAUGGCAUCAACAAGAAUGUUCUCAACUGCGGGCACCAGCCCUGCCCGGAGGGAGAGCUGCGCUGCCCGCUGGGCGGUUCCUGUAUCCCACGCACGUGGCUCUGCGAUGGCCACCCAGACUGUUCCGACUCCAGCGAUGAGCUUGGCUGUGGAACCAAGACCCUCCAAGAAGGGAGUGCCACAUCCAUGGGGACCCCUGUGACCCUGGAGAGUGUCACUUAUCUCAGAAAUGCCACAGUCACCUCUGUCGGGGACCGGGACUCAGUUCAGUCUGGAAACCGAAGUGCCUAUGGGAUCAUUGCAGCUGCUGUGGUGCUAAGUGUAGGUCUGGCCGCCGCCAUCCUCUUCAUGUCACGGCUCUGUGCCCAGGGACGCCUGUUCCCGCUGGGGCUGCUGCUGUCUGUGAAGGGGUCUCUGCAGUCAGAGAGGACGGCCGCAGUUCUCUGA